AUAUGUGUCCAAAAUUGGAUCUCACUCUAAGGUCAAAAGAUGCUCAUACACAUACUUGCUAUAGCGGUUGCUUCCUCAUGUGGCAAACUCAUGUUGGUUGCACCAUCAUGAUGGUUACUUUUUCAAGAUGACCUCAAGUUAAUCGCACUAUCAUGAUAGUCCCUUCUUCAAACGACCUCAUGUCAGUCAUAUAUUUGUGAUGGCCGCUUCUCAAGACAAUAUCAAAUUGGCUACAACAUGAUGAUGGCACUUUCUCAAGACUAUUUCAAAUUGAUGGCUUCUUCAAGUUAGUCACACCCUCAAGAUGGACAUUUGCAAAGAUGACUACCGUCAAGCGGAUCACACCAUCCAUUGAACCCGCAACUUUUCUUCUUCCUCACAACAACGGUGCUCCAUCAAACCUCGAAGACUUGCCUAAACUAAUCUAAUCGAUCGAUACCCCUUCAAGCAACGACACUGCUCCGCCUUUGUUCCUCCAAGCGACAGCACUUCUGACAACCGAUAGAAUAUAGACCUAAACAUUACUCGGAUUAUCGUUCUCCCAUGAUGAAUGAAAACAAAAACAUAGACCUAAAUUAUAGGUUAUGUGAGAAGAAAUAAGAAUUUUUUUGCUUUCAUUUAUUUUGAAAUAUGUCAAAUUUUCUUAAUUUUCAUCCAAGACAAGACAAAGUAUCAUACUAUAAAUAAAAUCUCAUUAAAAAAUAUAUUGUAAAUUAUACAUGUACUUUCUAAAUGCAAAGCAUAUAACUCAAUAUAUUAGCCUUCCAUUAAGGCUAGAAAGAGAACCUUGCUUCUGUCCAUAUGUUUCCAAUAAAAUUUAACUUUUUUAAUUCACCCUAUGGUAAGUAUUAAUUCUUGUUCAUCCUUUUGAUUUUCUAAUGUUUCCUGCUAUAAUGGUUACGAUAUCUGUAAUAUUUCUUUCUUCUUCAGCUCGAUAUUUCCCAUAACUUGUUGUGGAGUUAUAAAUAAAUAGGAGUAUCAACUAGAAAUCUGUGUUUAACACUCUAAAAUCAUGGAUUGGAGAGGAUGGUCAGUUCUUCUUUUCUUGGCCUAAUGUUUUCUUACGUGGAGUCCAGCAGCAGGAGAUAAUAUUUGGGAUCUCUCCGCAGAAGAAGACAAGGAGUUAGAGAGAGAACUCCAAACCCUUAACAAGCCUUUUGUUAAAUCUUUCAAAGACAAGUAUGGGAUUACCUAUGAUUGCGUGGACAUUUAUAAUCAGCCAGCUUUUGAUCACCCUUUGCUUAAAAAUCACACGCUUCAGCCACAAGGUUACCUAAAUACAAUGACAACACAAAUAGGCUAUCGACAAAGCAAAUCUUUCCAAAACGAUGUCCUACAGGAACUAUUGUCAUCAGACGGACGACAAAAGAGGAUCUAAUAAGAGCAAGAAAAUAUACACAUCAAAUACAAUCACGUGUGCAACCACUACAAGAACAAAUGGCCGAUACCAGUGGGGGAGCUUUUCAUUAUGCUCGAGUGUCAAUUGAUGCUGGUAAGGGACCAAAGUAUUAUGGUGCAAGCACAGACCUGGACGUUUUCCAGCUUUCAGGUGUUUCAGAGAACCAAGCAAGCACAAGCCAGAUCAUCCUUAGCAAGGGAGAAAGAGGUCCCAGAAAUUACAUUACCAGCGUUCAAGCUGGAUGGCAUGUGAAUUAUCAAUGGGAGGGGGACAAUUCGACUCAUUUCUUCACAUAUUGGACUUCAGAUGGUUCUCAGAAGACUGGUUGUUAUAACCUAGUCUGCAAGAGGUUUGUCCAGAUCAGUACUAGGUUGGCUCCCGGCAUGAUCUACACACAAAGCUCUUUGUCACUCUCAAUUUACAGGGAUCGGUUCACUUUGAACUGGAUGCUUUACAACGACAGGGAACCAGUGGGGUAUUGGCCAAAGGAAAUCUUCAACAACAUGGCAGAUUGUUCACAGGUGCAGAUGGGGGGAGAUGUCUACUCGCCCCUUGGUGAGCCAAGUCCACCAAUGGGCAGUGGCGUGCUCAAUGAAGCAAAAUUCACGAGAGUUCUCCUAACGGAUGGACGUGGUAAUGACAUAAAGGUAACGGAGUACACGACAAUUAAUGAUCUUCCUAACUACAUCUACGGUGUUACCUCGGAUCUUCAAACGUUAACUUAUGGCGGGCCUGGAGGUUGGCGGAAAGCUUAAUCUUCAUGGGACAAAAUUGUGAUAUGAAUGAUCGAUCUAUUGUGGUGUAUGCUUUGGAGUUAAUAUAACCCUAAAAUUAUCAUGUUGACACUGUCGUAUAAGAUUUUUUAUUGCCCAUGUGAGUCUAUAUAAGG
Musa acuminata AAA Group (dessert banana) is the source of this 2288-nucleotide messenger RNA. Its product is annotated as protein neprosin-like. The transcript has 7 exons. The record is from RefSeq and is a predicted model, not a curated record. Bases 1438 to 2154 code for a protein of 238 amino acids. NCBI's taxonomy places the organism in Eukaryota, Viridiplantae, Streptophyta, Magnoliopsida, Zingiberales, Musaceae.